UUAAAUGAUUGAGUCUAAAAAAUCAGAACUUAAAAAUGAUUUAAAGGAAACUAAUUAAUAGAUAUAUGAAUUGAUAGAAUAAGCAAAUCAACAAUUAUAGUAAUUGUUUAAUAAAAGGGAAGAAGAAUUAUUGAAGUUAUAUAAAUAAGAAAUGUUAAAUGUUUAAAGAUAAUUAGUGAAAAUUCGAGAUGAGGAAAGUUAAACUGAAAUAGAGAAAAGAAUACAAAAACAUAGAGAAGAGCUAGCUAAGGAGAGGGAAUUAUAUUUAGAGAGGAGUAUUUAAUUGAGUGAAAACAUUAAAGAUUUGAGUAAAAUUGAUCGUGAUAUUCGAUAAAGUUUCAAUGAACUAUAAAGUGAGAUUAAAUUUUUAGAUGAAUAAUUAAUAUAUGCAGAUAAACAUAAUAUAAUAUUACAAGAGGAAUUAAAUAGUUUAGGUGAGGAAGAGUAACAAAUUCAAAAUUAAAUCAGAAGAUAACCAAAAUCGAUGCAAUAAUUAUAAUCAGUUAGAUUAAUGCCUCUACCAUAAAUUAAAAGAAAUUCUUAUCACAUUUAAUAGGAACAAGAAUUAUAUAACAAAUUAAAGUAGUAAAUUAAUUAAGUUGAGGAAUUACAAGAAUAAGAAUUAGAAAGAUGUUUUGAUGAAGCACUUUUGACUGUUACAGAAUAGAGUGAUGCAUCAACAAAUAUAGAUUUGACAUGUUGUAAUGAUUUUUCUGAGUAUUCUAAAAGAAGAAUAUUUGAAGAUUUUUUAGAAAAACCAUAUGUAAAAUAAAAAAUAUAUGAAUUGUUAAUAAAAAAAUGA
Paramecium sonneborni is the source of this 802-nucleotide messenger RNA. The record is from the annotation of a GenBank genome assembly. NCBI's taxonomy places the organism in Eukaryota, Ciliophora, Oligohymenophorea, Peniculida, Parameciidae.